AGCUGGGCUAGUUUUGAGCCAUCAAAAACGACUGUAAAGAGGGUACUUUUGCAAGAAAGCGAAAAGACAAGUCUGAAUAAAUUAUCCUUCAUGGAUAGGCAACAUCUUGGCCCCUCCGUGCUGGAUAGUAGCUCGGCGGUCAGUCACCCAACAAACCUGACAUCUCCUUCAACUUUCAUGUACCCAUCUGGAAACAAAGGUACUCAGUAUGUGUUUCCAAAACAGGCCUUCGAUAGUGGAACAGCUCCAUCGAAAUUGCUUAAUAACUCUUUGAGGCCUCCCAUGUUGCAAAGUGAUAAUGCUUUGUUGCCAUCAAUUUCAGCAUCCCAAGCACGGCCCAUGACAGGGCAAAACCUUGCAAAGGAAUCUAGCAAUAUCACUGCACAUAAAUCAACUGGUAGGGUUUCUUCUGUUGGGAAUUCUGAUUCUAGGUUGAUUAAUGAGAACCAUUCCAUUCAGCAAUCUGAAACUAGCCUACUUAAAAAAUCUUCAGUCUCAAUGGAAUUAGCUGCAGAGACACCUGCGUUGACGAAGAAACCAAGUGAAAUCCUUAGUUACAAUAUGAAGGGGACUGUGGAUACAAGUUCAAUGACUGAAACUUUGAAUCAUGUACCGACAAGUACAAAAGGAUUUGACACUUCAUUUUCUCUUCUAAACACUGCAGAUGUUCCCUCCCAUCCUGGCAAAGUUGUGCAGUUCAACGCUGCAGCCAGCAAAACCCAGCCUAGUGAAAAAACACCACUUUCUCAAGCAUUCUCAACAUCUCUUUCAGUUUCUUCAAUGUCACUUUCAUUUUCAUCUCCAGUGAUGACCCCAUCGGCAAGCAUUGCACCCGCUGCAUCUAGUUCAUCUUCGACAACGUCCUUGUCAAAUGCAACACCAAUUGGCAAGCCUUUUGUUAGUUCUAAAGAUAAUAUUGAUGCUAAUCAAAAAGUGUCUUUAACAUCCCAGUCAUCGGUUUCUUCAGUUUUUCCUUCUGGUUCCUUAUCUUUUCAGGCUUCCAAAUCAUUGUCCCCCUUGCACACUGCAGCUCCAGUUUCUGAGUCUUAUAAAAUGGAGCUUCGAUCUGGUACUGGAAAAAUCUCACCUCCUGUAAAUCCAACACAUUCACCUUCAGUCUCAGAGUCCCUUAAAACAGAGGUUCAGCUACCUACUAGUGACACAUCACUUUCUAUUAUCCCAGCUCCACCACCUCCAACUUCAGAAUCUCCUAAACCAGGGCUUCAAUCUCCUGCAGAAAAAACUUCACCUUCAGCAAAUCAAACUUCUCCUUUGACUUUGGAGUCUCUUAAAACACAGCUACAACCUUCCAAAGACAAACUUAGCUCAAGAACAGAAGUGGAUACUGGUAAAGCAGCUCCACUGGCACAACCUGAACCUCCUGCAUUUAGUUUGAAGCUUGACCCUCCAGUGUCAUCUGCUCGCACAACUGAAAUGGUAACUCAGUUGGAAUCAGGAAGUCAAUCCAGUUUGAACAUGGCAGGUGCUGCAUACAGUAUACCACAGAAUGUUCAGCCUAAACAGCCAUCUGAUGUGCAGAAUCUUUUUGGGGCAGCACUGGCUUCUGAUAGUGCCACAAGUGGAAAGAAUGCAAAUUUGGAAAUUACAGUUACUGAAGAGGAUGAAAUGGAAGAGGAGGCUCCAGAGACUAGCUGCAUAAAUGAAAUUAGUUUGGGGGGCAUUGGAGGUUUAGGUCUAGGCUCAAACCCUAGCUCGACUGCUGCCAGAACAAAUCCAUUUGGUGUUUCAUUUGGUAGUAAUAUAGGAACAACUGGAGCGAGCUCUUCUUUCACUAUGACCGUACCUAGUGGAGAACUUUUUCGGCCUGCAUCAUUCAACUUUUCUAACUUCUCUCCGCAGCCGUCUCAACCAUCUCCACCAGCAAAUCUUGGUGCAUUCUCAGGUGGUUUUGGUGCUACAGCAACUUCUCAAGCUCCUGCACCACGUGGGUUUGGCCAGCCUUCACAGAUUGGAGCAGGACAAGCAGCACUUGGUUCAGUCCUUGGUUCUUUUGGGCAGUCAAGACAAAUUGGCUCUGGUUUUCCUGGUGGAUUUGCUAGUACUAGCUCAAUGGGUGGCCUUUCAAGUGCUGCUACAGGUGGUGGCUUUGCUCAUGUUGCUCCUACUGGUGGUGGCUUUGCUGGUUUGGCCUCAGGUGGUGGGGGGUUUGCUAAUUUGGCCUCUGGUGGAGGGGGUUUUGCUGGUAUGGCUUCAACUGGUGGGGGCUUUGGUGGCUUGGGUUCAGCUGGCGGAGGGUUUCCAGCUGCUGCGCCUGGUGGUGGUGGUGGUGGUUUUGCUGGAGCUGCUUCCAGUGGUGGAGGUGGAUUUGGGGCUUUCAAUAGCCAGCAGCAGGGAGCUGGUGGUUUCUCAGCAUUCGGUGGGAAUGCUGGAGCAACUGGGAAACCUCCUGAAUUAUUCACACAAAUGAGAAAAUAGGCUUUGAUAAUUUUCUGUUUUGAAUCAAAAUAAUCAUCUGAUUUAACGUUUUGAAAGUUGGUGUUGCAAGUUAGAGUUAAAGCAUGGUUUUGCAUAAUCACGCCAGGUGAUGUCUUAGGAACAGUGUUGCUGUGCUGUCCAACAAUUCUAGAAAAGGGUAGGGUAGCUAGAUCCCUAAUCAAAUGACUUGAAACACAUCAUCCAAUCCAUUAUGCUCCCUCAUCUUGCAUAUAGAACAAUUCUUUCUGAGGGUGGUUCGACUAUUUAGUUUUAACAUUGGAUUUUAAAUUUAGUUGAAUUAUUUGUUAAUAAGUACUUAAAAAGUAGUUUAUUUA
Messenger RNA from Jatropha curcas, 2771 nucleotides. The record is from RefSeq and is a predicted model, not a curated record. Lineage: Eukaryota; Viridiplantae; Streptophyta; Magnoliopsida; Malpighiales; Euphorbiaceae.